Messenger RNA from Austrofundulus limnaeus, 1857 nucleotides. RefSeq names its product AN1-type zinc finger protein 3. Gene Ontology annotation, molecular function: zinc ion binding; DNA binding. Lineage: Eukaryota; Metazoa; Chordata; Actinopteri; Cyprinodontiformes; Rivulidae. The record is from RefSeq and is a predicted model, not a curated record.
GCGUGACGUCCACAGAAACAGCCCAGGGCACACUCUGCACACCCACCAAACGUCCACGUGAGUCAGCCUCAGGCUCCGACAGCGAGGCCACGCCAGAGAAGCGACCGCGGAUGGAGGAGAAGGAGGGGAGCGGCGAAAAGGCCCGCGUGACGCCCAAGCAGAAGAACCGCCGGCGCUGCUACCGCUGCCAAACCAAACUGGAGCUGGUGCAGCAGGAACUGGGCUCCUGUCGCUGCGCCAGAAAUUAUUGUAGAAAAACCUGAGGUCAUGUGGCUCUUUGGUUCCUCUGUCUUCAACCCACAAUAACCUGAAAAUAAAAUAUUUAUAUAAAGAACCAGAAAAGGAAACUAACUAGCAACUCUUCCAGUUUUCUACAAUAAGUGAUUAUUUAAGACAGGAAACAAUUGAUAGUUUUUAUUUUUAAGCCUUUUUCCAACUCCAUAUACUUUUAAGUCAAAUAGUGGGCUCUUAUUUUGAAAUUCACUAGAAAAGCCAACCUUUUUACCACAUUUUUCUCAGGCUGCUGAGGGAAACAGUCACGUUUUACAGAAGCUCUGCGGUGUUCUGCUAAAAUAUGCUGGACGAGAGAAGUAAAAGUUCAGAAUUAUUUAACAAAUUAUUUCAAAAAAUUUAUUUUGAUCAAAACGUUUUGACUAAAUCAAAUCUGUGAUGUCACGGUGAUAAACAAAAAGAUUCAGAUUUAUUUCAGAGUACAGAUACAUAAUAAAUCAUAUUAAAGUUAUUUGAAAAUGGGUCCAAGGAGCUUUAAAUUUUGAAGCUCAGAUCCGUAUUUUCCCAGGAUGCUUUUCUGCUCAGUGAGACUUCAGCUGCUUCCUGCUGCAGUUUCAGCUGUUUAAUCAAACUGUUUAAACUCCAGACGGUGCUGCUCCUCUGUCAGCUAAACGUAAAGUAGCAUCAGCACUGUAGUACUCUGAGGGUGAGUACACAGUAUUAGAGUAUCUGUGCACCUCUGAGCUGAACAAACUGAUAAUUGAGGAAUUAAAUGGAAAAAGAACUGUUUGUUUGGAUGUUUCUGGGUGUGAUUGUUGAGUUCGACAUCAGAUUCAGAGCGUCGGUCGGUUCCGGCUGCAGAAAACGAAGUGAAUACUUAAAUUCAGUGGUUUCCCCUUUCGUUAAGGUUUAUUUUGUCACCGCCGUGCUCUCUGACCUGGCUCUGAAUCCACCAACCCAACGUUGUGCCGUGCAGAUGGUUCAGAAACUCUUCUUUUUGGUUUAAACAUAAAAAAUUAUUUAAUAACUUCAUUUAUUAUUUUUUUUUUUUGGGCAUUUAGCACCUGUACAAUAAAUAAGACUAUGAUCUGUUAAAAACGGGUUCAGUCUGCAGCGUUAUCUGAAGUGUCCAUGUUUGGAAAUCUACGGGAAGUCGUAGAUUUUUUUCCCGUGUGGACGGAGACUCAAACGUUGUCUUUUGUUUUAUUUAAUUCUUUUCAAAUUGAAACUGUGUAGGACUCGAUUCGGGUUGAAAGCCCCUGAAACACCACUUUACUAUGCUAAUCCUCGUGCACAACUUCUUGUUUCUUCUCUCCCGUCUUCUCCGGUGAAAACAAAGCGGCGAGGAUUAUCGGCCGUUUGUCCCUUCUCCUCCGUUUCUUCUGUUUUUUUGAGUGCUAACGAGAAACAGGAAAAUAAUUCUGUACCUUCUUAAAGAAAAGUUUAUUUAACCUUUUAUAUCAGUUUGAGUUACUCACACCCUAGCAUAGAGUGGCAUAUUUAGUUAAUGUAUAAAGCGAGAACAUAAUUCUGUCCUUCGUUUUGUUUUGUUUGUUUUUUCCUUUAUAAUUUUAUGGUGUUCCAUUUUUCUGCUGAGGACAUUAAACUGGAUUAGAGGAUGUUGAA